Molecule: messenger RNA, 3097 nt
Organism: Colossoma macropomum (tambaqui)
Lineage: Eukaryota; Metazoa; Chordata; Actinopteri; Characiformes; Serrasalmidae
Gene: atg7
Product: ATG7 autophagy related 7 homolog (S. cerevisiae)
Exons: 20
Coding region: 560-2698 (712 amino acids)
Biological process (GO): piecemeal microautophagy of the nucleus; C-terminal protein lipidation; autophagy of mitochondrion
Cellular component (GO): cytoplasm; phagophore assembly site
Molecular function (GO): Atg12 activating enzyme activity; Atg8 activating enzyme activity
Source: RefSeq, a predicted model, not a curated record
CCUGGUCUUGGCACCGUGAGAACUGAAGGACGUUUCUCCAACCGGGGGAGUGUCCAGUUAGCCGGCUAGUUGCUUUGUUUGCUAAUUAGCUUAGCUUACGUUUUAAGCUCUCUGGAACUGUUAACGUUCUGCUUGCCGUUGUUUUUUCCUAACUCUAUGGUCUUCCUGCUGGUGUCAGAAGUAUAUUUAUAACCUUAACGUUAGAAUAUUCUCAAAUUCGUUCCUGUCAGCUGCGCUAGUCAGCUUGCUAACAUCAUUAGCCCUCUAGCUAACUAGCUAGCUAGCAAACUUGCAGCCGUAACGUCGUCUGUAGGUCUUUUUGAAGCUGUUCUAGACUCACGGUGGGCAUUUUAGCACCUUAUUCGAUUACCUAACUUCAAAGGUUUCGUCCAAUAAAUUAGCCAUUUGCUACAAUACCUACUACUGCAAGCUAGCACAUACGUGUAGCCAUUACUAGUAUUAGCUUCGCUGAGACUGCGCAGACGGGACAGCAGUCACAUGAUUUAAACAAGGAAGUCUGUUUCUGUGUUUGUGAGGGAGAACAGAGUUUGGUGUUCAGAUGGCAGCUGAGUCAACUGAAAAGGGCUCAGCUCCUCCAAAACUGCAGUUCGCACCUUUCUCCAGUGCACUUGAGGCCGGGUUCUGGCAUCAGCUCACCCAGAAGAAGCUGAAUGACUACCGUCUAGAUGAAAGUCCAAAAAGCAUCAAGAGUUAUUACUAUAAUGGGGACCCAUCUGGCCUGCCAACUCGUCUGACUCUGGAGUUCAGCGCAUUUGAAAUCGAUGGACCCACACCAGCUCACUGCUGUCCUGCUGUAGGCACUCUGUACAACACCAACACCCUUGAAGCUUUUAAGUCUACAGACAAGAAAGCACUUCUAGACCAAGUAGCUAAUGAGAUCUGGAAUGCCAUAAAGUCAGGUGCUGCGGUGGAAGACCCUUCAGUCCUGACCAGGUUCAUCCUCCUGACCUUUGCAGAUCUGAAGAAAUACCACUUUUACUACUGGUUCUGUUUCCCUGCUCUGUGCUUCGUUGAAGGAAUUCAGCUUGUAAAGGAUCCCGUCUUACUAGAGCAAAAGUUCUCCCCCAAACAGAUAUCUUCUUUUCAAGUGGCGUAUGACAGGCUCUGUUCUUCAAGUGGAACAACAGCUGUCCCAUAUUUUCUGGUGAAGUACUCUGAGGAGAGCGUUGAAGUGGCCUCACUCAAAGGCUGGAGCUCGUUCUUCACAGACCUAAAGAAGGUUACCGUGGGGGUGUAUGACCCGUGUACGCUGCCUCAACAUCCUGGCUGGCCUCUUCGUAAUUUUCUGGUCCUCCUCGCCAGUAAAUGGGGUUCACAGCUGGAUGUGGUUGAGGUUCUCUGCUUCAGGGACAGGACACUCCAAGGCACUCGCUCAGUGCAGCACAGCAUCGUUUUUCAGGUCAAGCUUCCCAGCCUGUCCCUGUCUGCAGCUUGUCCAAAGAGUGUUGGCUGGGAGAAGAACCCCAAAGGAGCAAUGGGACCAAGAAGUGUCAAUCUCAGUGAAUGUAUGGAUCCCAAAAGACUUGCAGAAUCAUCAGUGGAUCUGAAUUUGAAGUUGAUGCGCUGGCGUCUGGUCCCCUCGUUGGAUCUAGAUAAGGUCGUGUCUACCAAGUGUUUGUUACUUGGAGCUGGUACUCUGGGCUGCAACGUGGCGAGGACACUCAUGGGCUGGGGGGUGAGACACAUAACCUUUGUGGACAAUGCAAAGAUUUCCUACUCCAACCCAGUGAGGCAGCCCCUGUAUGAGUUUGAAGACUGCUUGAGUGGAGGGAAAUCUAAAGCCUUGGCUGCUGUGGACAGAUUAAGGAAGAUCUUCCCUGGUGUGAAUGCAGAGGGCUUCAACAUGAGCAUCCCGAUGCCUGGCCACCCUGUGAAUUUUUCAGAAGUGACGAUUGCACAAGCACAACGAGAUGUGGAACAGCUGGAGGCACUCAUUUCGGCUCAUGACGUCGUUUUUCUGCUGAUGGACACUCGAGAGAGCCGAUGGCUUCCCACAGUCAUAGCUGCCAGCCAAAGAAAGCUUAUCGUUAAUGCUGCUCUUGGAUUUGACACCUUUGUGGUAAUGAGGCAUGGCCUGAAAAAACCUAAAGCCUCAGAUGCUGGAGACUCCAGCCCUUCAUCAGCUUCCUCUCUGUCUGACUCAUCUUCAUCCUCCACUCCAGCAAUACCAGGAGCAUCUCUUUUCUCCAACAUACCUGGGCACCGACUUGGCUGUUACUUCUGCAAUGAUGUCGUUGCUCCUGGUGAUUCGACCCGGGACAGGACACUGGACCAGCAGUGUACAGUCAGCCGGCCUGGUCUUGCUAUGAUAGCUGGUGCCCUGGCAGUGGAGCUGAUGGUCUCCAUACUCCAGCAUCCAGAAGGAGGCUAUGCAGUGGCCAGUAGCAGCGAUGACCGCAUGAAUGAGCCCCCGACCUCACUUGGCCUCGUCCCUCAUCAGAUUAGAGGCUUCCUGUCCAGGUUUGAUAAUGUUCUUCCUGCAAGCUUGGCUUUUGAUAAGUGCACUGCCUGCUCCCCAGUGGUGCUUGACCAUUAUGAGCGAGACGGGUUCCAGUUUUUGUCGAAGGUUUUUAACUCCUCUCAUUCCUUCCUGGAGGAUUUGACUGGUUUGACGCUGCUGCAUCAGGAGACACAGGCUGCAGAGAUCUGGGACAUGAGUGAUGAUGAGAGUAUUUAAACAUGGAUCCAGUGAGAAGCCUCUGCAGGAGCGAACAAAACUUAGCACUGCUAACACAUCAUGGCCGUCCACUCAUCAUGGAGAUCACUUGCCUUGAGAGAUCAGUAAUGAACAGACAGAGGUACAGAUUCGUGCACUGGUUUAGUAAAAGCGCAACAAUGUCGGUUUUGAAUGGAAAUGAUGGUGAGUUCCAUGGUGUGUCCUUCAUCUCCAGAGAGCUGUUGUUUGCAACCCAACUGAACCCACAUCUCGUGUUUGAUCUUCAUUAUUGUACCGUAGCUCACAUUUUCACAGUAAUCGUCCAGCUGACAUAACUUCAGAUUUGGUUUGGUAACAUGUCAAACACAUUUGUGUAUCUGUCAUAACCUGCUAAUAAACUGUCUGUGUAUUGCUUCUUCA